UUCUAUCCCGGAGCGCGGUCCGGGCUCAAACUGCCCGGGUGGGAGGGGAGCCUGAGAGCGGGAUCCCGAGCCGCUGAGCGCGCUGCCCACCGCUCCGCCGCCGAUGACUCGGGAGCUCCGGUCCAAGCACCGCCCAUGCAGAAUCACUGCGCUCCACCGACCCAGAGUUGAUGAAAAAACACUUAGCCGUCUCCGCUGCGGGGAGCCAUGAGCUGUCUGGAUGUUAUGUACCAAGUCUAUGGUCCUCCCCAGCCUUACUUUGCAGCCGCCUACACCCCCUACCACCAGAAACUAGCCUAUUACUCCAAGAUGCAGGAAGCGCAAGAGUGCAACGCCAGCCCCAGCAACAGCACGGGCAGCGGCAGCUCCUUUUCCAGCCAAACUCCAGCCAGUAUCAAAGAGGAAGAAGGCAGCCCAGAGAAAGAGCGCCCGCCAGAGGCAGAGUACAUCAACUCCCGCUGCGUCCUCUUUACCUAUUUCCAGGGGGACAUCAGCUCUGUGGUGGAUGAGCACUUCAGUAGGGCCCUGAGCCAGCCUAGCAGCUAUUCCGCAAGCUGUACAAGCAGCAAAGCACCCAGGAGCUCCGGGCCCUGGCGGGACGGCUCCUUCCCGAUGAGCCAGCGCAGCUUCCCCGCCUCCUUCUGGAACAGCGCGUACCAGGCACCGGUGCCCGCGCCUCUGGGCAGCCCGCUGGCCGCCGCGCACUCGGAGCUGCCCUUCGCUGCCGCCGACCCCUACUCGCCGGCCGCGCUGCACAGCCACCUGCACCAGGGCGCGGCCGAGCCCUGGCACCACGCGCACCCGCACCACGCGCACCCGCACCACCCCUACGCGCUGGGCAGCGCCCUCGGCGCCCAGGCCGCCCCCUACCCGCGGCCUGCCGCCGUGCACGAGGUCUACGCGCCGCACUUCGACCCGCGCUACGGGCCGCUGCUGAUGCCCGCAGCCUCCGGGCGCCCGGCCCGCCUCGCGCCCGCCCCGGCGCCCGCGCCCGGCAGCCCGCCCUGCGAGCUCUCCGCCAAGGGCGAGCCCACCGGCGCCGCGUGGGCCACGCCCGGGGGACCCUUCGCCAGCCCCGCGGGGGAUGUGGCCCAGGGUCUGGGACUCAGCGUGGACUCAGCUCGUCGUUAUUCCCUCUGUGGUGCCUCCCUCCUGAGCUGAUCAGAUGACCCCGGGUUUCCCCUUCCCUUUCCCUUCCGACCAGCCACGGAGGCUCAGCAUCUGGGCCUCUCACUUCAUGGAUGACGACGUGGGGGAAGGCAGAGACUUCAAACAUCUCCACAUGUUGGGAAAACCAAAACAUACAUCUACAGAAAUUUUGUCUAACAAUAAUUCCUUCUGCGGAAAGAGCAGAUCCAAAGACUCUGAAUCAUGUUUAAUGACUCUUGGGCAAAUCACUGGAAAUAACCAUCAGUGAGCUCACUUAGAUAUGAUGUCAUAAGUUUUCUUGGAAAGAGGAGGGGAAAAAAAGACAUUUUGGUGUGAAUAUUUUUUAUGCUGAUGUGAAUUAUAUCAUUAAGUAGUGUGACCGUAGCACUACUGAUGUCAGUAUCCUCACAUUUAAAAUGUAUUUGUAUUUGCAUCGAAGACUGUGGUAGGGAAGUAAGAGAGGCCAACUCGCAAUGCCUUCUUCCUCACCUCAUGGCCUCCAGCUCCCUUCGUGCCCACUCCUUCUCUGCAACACCCACUCCAGACACAAAGACACACUCUUUUCCUUUGGACUGUGAACAUGGAAGCCUCAGCCUAAAUGUGAGUGGCAAGUGGCUUCUCUGGAGCCACCUGCCCAAGUCUUACUGAAAUGCAGCUGUUGUAGGACAACUGUUGAAAACUCCAGAAAUACAUCGACCAAGGUGGCGCUUCCCAGUGUUUGGCACAACAAUUGCAAUUGCACUGGAUCUAUUUUGUGUGUGUGUGUGUGUUUGUGUGUGUGUGUGUGUAGAUAUAUAUCAUAUUUUUUACAAGGAACAUUCUACAAUGAAAGAAGAAGCCCUUCUCUGCCUUCUCUCCCACAAAUUCCGUCUCUCCUUCCAUCCUCCUCAGGAUGGAAAAAAAAAAAAAAGGCAAGAAACCCCAACUGUCUCCAUGAAGAAGAACCAGGAAUCGCCACAAGGGGAAGAAAUGUCCACAGAGUCUCUAAUACCUCGAAUAUUCCUCUCAGUCUCUGUGGUUGCAAUUUGGUCACUUUCGUUUUGGCACAGGGGAAGGGAUCCGUGCGUGGGCAAAGCUGAAGGUGAUGAGGAAGAAGAAAUGAACAGUAAAGAUGUCUCUUUACUA
Molecule: messenger RNA, 2274 nt
Organism: Odobenus rosmarus divergens (Pacific walrus)
Lineage: Eukaryota; Metazoa; Chordata; Mammalia; Carnivora; Odobenidae
Gene: VGLL2
Product: vestigial like 2 (Drosophila)
Exons: 4
Coding region: 208-1161 (317 amino acids)
Biological process (GO): regulation of transcription by RNA polymerase II
Cellular component (GO): nucleus
Source: RefSeq, a predicted model, not a curated record